Cyclopterus lumpus (lumpfish) is the source of this 3978-nucleotide messenger RNA. It is a transcript of the gene spsb3a, whose product is annotated as splA/ryanodine receptor domain and SOCS box containing 3a. The record is from RefSeq and is a predicted model, not a curated record. Gene Ontology annotation, cellular component: SCF ubiquitin ligase complex. Gene Ontology annotation, molecular function: protein binding. The transcript is spliced from 7 exons. The coding region runs from base 271 to 1368 and encodes 365 amino acids. Gene Ontology annotation, biological process: proteasome-mediated ubiquitin-dependent protein catabolic process. NCBI's taxonomy places the organism in Eukaryota, Metazoa, Chordata, Actinopteri, Perciformes, Cyclopteridae.
UGAAAACUUCCCGUGAAGGAGGCAGCGGGCUCCUGCAGAGAGCCUGUUAUUGUUUAUGCUGAUGUAAAGUAGGUCAUGAUGGAAGAAGGACGCUCCGCCGUCGCGUGUUAACAAUCAAAUAAUCAGAGGCUUCGAGGAGCACGGUCUCCGUGGGGUUUGUCCGGGGUUUCCCGUGGACGCGGGUUGGUGUACAAGACAGCAUCUGGACUGAUGCCCUUCCUCCAGCAUCUGGACUGAACCCUCUUCUCCUGGUGAGACACUGUUGCUGCCAUGUCCAGGCACAGCAGGAACAGUUGUGCAUGGAGAUAUGUUUGGGGGGGGAUACGACGGGAUGGCGAUGCCCGGGCACCUGAAGAAUGGAGCCAUGACCGCCGAGAGUACAGUGAUUCGGACUCUGAGGCAGACUUCUCCGCAGUGAUGGUCCCUCCGGUCCCCAGUGCCGUGCCUGUCACUGGAGAAUCCUUCUGUGGCUGCGACUCCCAGGCUGAGACCAACUACAACCCUUGUCUGCGAGGUUUUCACCAAGUUAAAGACUGCCACUGUGGCGAGGAUGACCAAGAGUUUGACUGGGUUUGGGAUGGCAACAGCCUAUCGACGGCAACAUUACUGAGCUGCGACAAUCGAAAAGUGAACUUCCACUCUGAAUACAGUUGUGGCACAGCAGCAAUCCGUGGCUCCAAAGAGCUGGAUGAAGGGCAGCACUUUUGGGAGAUCAAGAUGACGUCUCCAGUGUAUGGAACAGACAUGAUGGUCGGCAUCGGAACUUUUGAUGUCAAUCUAGACAAAUUCAGACACUCGUUCUGCAGCCUGUUGGGAAAAGAUUCAGAAAGCUGGGGUCUUUCUUACACUGUGGUGGUCUUCCUCUUGUCAGGCUUGUUGCACCAUAAAGGAGACAAGAUUAACUUCUCUUCCCGGUUUGGACAGGGAUCCAUCAUCGGGAUCCAUCUGGACACAUGGCACGGCACACUCACUUUCUUCAAGAAUCGCAAGUGUAUAGGUGUUGCUGCCACAGAGCUACAAAAUAAGAAGUUUUAUCCGAUGGCGUGCUCCACAGCAGCGAAAAGCAGCAUGAAGGUGAUCCGGUCCUGCUCGGCACCCACCUCCCUGCUGUACCUUUGCUGUGCCCGCCUUCGCCAGCUGCUGCCUGACUGUAUGGACACCCUGGAUGUGCUGCCGCUGCCACCAGGCCUUCGCCAGUUGCUCCACAACAAACUGGGCUGGGUGCUCAGUCUCAAUAGUGGCACCACAGAGGAAACCUCAGAUGGGCCUGAGCGCCCCUCCUGCUUGCCUGCCCCCCCUCUAGCUGCACCGUCCUCCUCUGAGAGCGACUCAGAAGCCUGUCGGAGGAAGAGAUGCCGCUGGACGUGACUGCAAAGCUCGACUCCACUUCCCCUCAAACGCAGGCAGACGUUAAUGUCCUAUGGCAUCUGAUCUAGUAUGUCCUACCUGCCUCAAGCUUUCCUCCACAUCAAUAUUAUCCAGUGGCGAAGAAAAUAACCAGGAUGGCAGUGGUACGUAAGUGGGAAACUGACGCAGUGUUUCUGCCUACAUGCUUUACUGUGAUCUUCUCUCAUGCCAUUCAGAUAUCUUCGUGCUCUUCAAACAUUCAGUCUCCAGACCAGCUUCAGUAAUAAGUAGAAACGGUGUGGUGUUAUGUUAGCUUCCAUAAUUUGUUGCCAUUCAUGUAGAUGGCGAUGAGUGAGAUGAUGCAGGAAGGACUGUACAACGUAACACUGAAGUCACGAAUGGUCAAAUUCUGAUGGUCAUCGUGGUACAUUUGCAAAAAGGGGUUUCAAAAAUGAGACUGUAUAUUUUAGGGAUGCACUGAUGCUGACAUUGGACCGAUUUUGACUCAAAUAGUGACAUAGGGGACAAUCUAUUCAAUUAUAUUCUAUGUUUAUAGACCGUAAACUUUAUAUACGGGAAUUUAAAUUCCUGUUCAAGUUUUGACCAAGUUGUUGGUGCAUUUAAAAAAAGUUUUACUCUUGAAUUGUAAUUCCUGAUAUCUUUGAAGAUUUUUUGUACGAGUUAUUAUUUAAAUAAUGUACACAAAUUCAGUAAAUGUAUAUCUAUGUAUUUAGUAAAGCAAUCUUUCCUUGCACAUAAAAUAAAGAUACCAGUCACUUCCACACUGAGGCAAACAGCUUAUUAAUUAAUUUAUUAAAAACAGACAUCUGUACUCUGCAUCUACUGUUACCCAAAGCACAAGUUUCAGUAUCUGUAUUGGGACUGAAACAUUGGUGCAUCCCUUUUUAUAUGUUUUGUGUUUUCAACCUGGAUGCAAAUAAUGUAUAUUGUUCUCAACCCCAAUGCUUAUUAUGCAUUAUCAAAGUAAUAUGUUUCAUGUUUUACUGGCAUCUGCAAUUUUCUGUUAGGUCGCCGAAGGGAGACACUAAGUCUCGUGAGUGUAACAGACAGGAAGUGACACCCCAGAGGUCUUAGAGUAUUCUGUAUUUCUUACCUCGAAGUCACAGCUUGAAGGCAAAAAUGUUUCAAUGGAUCAAAAACCUUUUCCAAGAAGUUUGAAUGAAUGUAUUUUGCAUCUUUUAGUGCUCAGAAAAAAUUAUAUAUUCCAACCAUCAUCGCAAAACAAUUAAAUACACCAAAAAAUGUGAAAUAUGUAUUGUACACUUCUGGCAACAUCCAUCCGUCACCAGUUUUUGAAAGUGUCCUGUUGAAAUCGUUUGCCACGUGUUUGUAGAAACGAUGGUUUCCUCUUCUCUAAAAGAUGUGAGCAGUAAAUCCUUGUUAUUCAGUGUCGCUCUUUGAAAUGGGAUCAUGAGACUAGUUCAGCAGUACUGUGCAGCAGUACUCAGGAGAGACUGCUGCACACAAGGAGUAACUUUUCAUCACUGUUGCACCUUUUAUUGUUUUUUAGAACUUAAAAAAAAAAAAGGUUGUUUGAUUCUAAGCAGUUUUAGUGUUUUUAAAAACAUUUUUUACUGAUCUGUUUCUGCAAGUGUGAUGUUUUGGUCAUCCCAAGGCCUUCUCCCACCACUUCCUGUACCGACUAAUUAAUCAUUCUCUAUUCUAAACCCUUUUAGUAUCAAACACUCUAAAAAGUUCCUUGUUUUAUACAAAUUAGAUUCCAAACAGCAGAAAAUGAGUUUCAAUACCAUUAUAGAAACUUCUCAGACUGCUCCUGGUGAUAAUAACGAAUCAUAUUUAUUAAUAAUAACCAUUUUUUAAAUAUAGUAUACAUAUUGAGCACAUGAGAGGACAGUGCAGAGGUGGUUUACGCUGCAGAAGGAGUUUGCAAUGUUUCAGUGGAUGCUUUGAUGCUCAUGUAAUACAAACAUUUACAGACACCUUUCAGGCCUCAGUGGUGUUCAGGUCGGGUAUGUAAAUAUCUAUAUUUUUGUUCCUUUUGGAGUUUCAAACUAUACCAAUAGAAGUAUAAAGAUAGUAUAAAGAUAUGUGGCCUCUUUGUUGAAGCUAUUCAGUCUGCCAACUGCUGCCUCAGUCACCUUUCUUCGGUCAUGUUCUCUCCUCAAGGGUCCUGGUUCAAGUAGAUGUGCACAAAGAUUUAUGCUCAUAUGCAAUACAAGCGUCUUAUGCGAUAAUGGUUUUCAGAAGGAAUGUGUGUUUUAAGCUGUUAGGAUGGAGGCACUGACGCAACAACAGCGGUGAAGGUAGCAGAGGACCAUGAUCGUUAGCCCUGAGUCAUGCGACAUGACGCACUUAAUCCUGUCCAGCUGUGUAACGAGUGAUCAGAAUAUUCCCUAUAGAUCUGGUAAUGUAAGAGAUUAGUUGUAGUCCAUCAGAUUUAUUUGUGUCUUAUUUCACAGCAUUUGUCUUCACAUUGAUGCAUACAAGCACUUUUUCUUACUGUCGUACUGUAAAUAGAACAAUUAUAUAAGUGUUUCUUCUAUACUGUGUCAUAUUAAUAUAAUACUGUAUGUGAAGGCCUUUACUCGCCUUUUUCUGUAUAACUCAUCAGCAUGCCUUUCAGCUGAAAAUAAAUGAAUGCUAAAUAUG